AUGCGCAAACAUGAUAAUUGGUUCAGACUAGACCAGCUGAGCGGCUACAAAGCCGACAUAGGUGACCUCGAACAGGCGUGUGGUCCGCUGUGCACGUCAGUGGAUGAACUGGUAGCCGCGAUUCCCAUCGACCCGCUGCUCAAUACACCCAAUACCCCUUUUGGAGGCGGAAUGCCCGAUACCCUGACCCAGCUGUACCCAGGACACCAGCCGGCGGCGAUCUAUCCCGGUGAAUCCCCGAACAUAAUGUCUGCCCAACUUCAAUACAGCCCGUCUAGAAGCAUGGACGAUAUUCAAUUUAAUGGCCAUCAACUCAAUCCCUACGACCCUUUUCCAGGAAACAGCAAUCCUCAAUACGCUACUCAAGAGCUUCCAAUCCCCGCUUCUGGACUCUUCAGACCUAGCCCACCACCCAAGAUCGACCAACUGAACCCUCACAGGCCUUACCAAGGAAUCGACCAGUUCCAAUAUGCUGGCCAAGAGCACGGCAUCCAUCUCGAUGGAUAUCUGAGGUCCAGCCCUCAAGUCACAUUCGAACAUCCACCCAAUCCACCACAGCACAACACGUAUCAGGGCAUGGAUCCUAUCCAGUACUCUGUCGAACAAGCCGGGAUCUCUUUGACUGACUUCCUGCGAUCUAGCCCGGGAAACGAUCUCUAUCAACCGGCUCCGUAUAGCCCUUAUGCAGAACUCAUUCAUAUCCCAUCCCCUCAUCAAGCGCCCCGAGCGUCUAUCGAUGAACUACUCCGAUGUAACACGCACGAUUUGGCCAUGCUCGAAGGGCCCUACGCCGGCGUGAUGCAAGAUACUGAAUACACCUAUCAGGGCCAAUUCGUAUCCCCUAGCCAAAUCUCUCCUUCUAUCCCUCUAAUGCCACAGCUUGCCUACGACCCCAUACCAGUGCCCGACUCGCCAGUCGAUUCCCUCAAGACGGAUGAAGGGAUCAUCACCCAACUAAACAGGUUUGCGAACCAAGCUAACCACAAGAAACAGCGGCUCGACCCCAACACCUGGCCCCGUCUGGAUCGCUGUGCAGUUGAUGGGUCACCUGGGCGGGAGCGGAUACCAUUCAAUGUGUAUGACUCUCAGAGUCAUACUCUCCCCGACCUGCCGCCAGUCCCCCCGCCCGUAGAUACCCGUCCUGUCCCCAACUCCAAGCUGCUGGAUCCAAUCUCCACCGCUCCAUCCUCAUCUCCCCCACGGCCAUCCCCACCCCAGACCAAACGAGCACGAGCAGUCCAAAACAAGCCAGCAUCACCAGUCCGGAGCAACGUAGCAUCACCAGUUCGGGGCAACGUAGCAUCACCAGUUCGGGGCAACGUAGCAUCACCAGUUCGGGGCAACGUAGCAUCACCACUCCGGAGCGACAGAGCACCACCAAUCUACAGCGAAACGGAUCCCGAACUGUCUUGCUUUGCGACAAUGACUUCUUCGGUUGAUUAUGCUCAGCUCAAUACCGAUGACCUUUUUGGAUGUAUGAAUUUGGAUGAGUUGAAGAGCUUUGCUAAAAAACUUCAAGCAAAUCCUCAUACGACUAGAGAUAUGAUCAUCAUCGGCAUCAAAGCAAUUGCCUCUAACCAAUCCACUCUCUUCGGCGCUCCCUCUACUACCACCAAAGGAAAACAGAAAAAACAACUCUCCCUGAAGUUUACGAAAAAAGGCUUGAAGGAAAGUCAGAUCUCGUCUCUCAAUUCAAGAAUUUUGAAAAUCAUAGGACCAUCGAUCAAAUUACGACCUAAAGUGUGUUCAUUAUUCAAGCGGCUCCAUUUGAUAUUUUAUCGGUCGACGACCAUAUCAGAGAAGACGAUGACAGCAUCGAUGCUCGCGCAGAUGAAGAUCCGAAACUACCCGAGCUAUCAAGUAAUCCGAACGAGCUCGAUCUUUGACUCGCGGGAGCAACUGAUCAAGUAUGAAGAGGCCCUCGAGCUAGAGAAACAGUUCGACGAUCUCUUAGUCAACGAGCGUCGCCCGUGGAACGAGGACGAACAGGGAAAAGCCCGGCGCCAGGAAGCUAAGACGCUCCGGUUGAAGAAAGCUUUGGACGUCUUCGAAUCCGCUUGGAUGCUUUGGCAAAUCACUGUCUGCGAAGAAAAUGACCGGCUCGAAAAACUUCGGCCUACUCAAGACCUCGCGUACCAUGAUCACGAUCUUUCGAAUUACUACAAGCGGCGUUUCCAUCCAGGUUGGCCUUUGACCCGAAUCUUACAAAAAGGGCUAGCGGUGCUAGCACGAUUCGAGGAACACGAGCGGGAGGCAAAAGUCCUAGAAGCCUUACUCCAGCAGCCGCAUUUCCGACGAGGGAAGCGGGGGCAAUGGUACGACAGACUAGCGCUAGUCUUGAUGACCCAUCUGGCUCGGGACGAGUCGUUGGCGAUGAACCAGCGAGCCGUCCACAUGAAUUCGGCCUUAUAUACCUGCGAGCACGGCCUGACGGACCCGGAUACCCACCAGCUCUAUCGGUUCAGUCUUGGACGGAGACUGGCUAGGCUCCAGUCGCUCGACCCCUCCAUCCAUCAUCCUUCGCAAACCUUGCUCGAAGUCGAGGAGUGGAAAACCGCACGUCGGACUACUAUCCAUCGUACCAUCGUCAACGAGGACCGCGAGGUCGGCGCUAAAACUCGCUGGCUUAGUUCCCUCGAUAAAACCCCUAUCUCCGUUGAAGAAAUCGCCUUGGAACAUUACAUCUCCAAUCAUCCUGGAUGGAGAGGCUUUCACUCCGAAACGGGAAUAUUAAAAAUGAUCUUUUCGUUGGUUUUUUGGGACAUUAUCUUUGCCGCCGUCCCCGGUGCUUUUGAAACCAGUUUCCAGACGGCUCCUCUCGAUAUUGCAACCGAUGCAUUCAGGAUCGUACGCCGACCAUUAAUCGAAGACAGGAUGCGAAUGAUUGAGGAGCGAGGAAGCGAAGAAAUCAUGGCGCGGAUGCGAGAAACCUAUGCGCGAGAGUGCGGUCGGAAGACCUGGUCGAUCGGGAUCAGUCCGGCGUCUUGGGCGCGCUAUUCGCUCGAAGAUCUCCUGCAAAUCGUCUGCUGUUUCUCCGUCCAAGCCUUCAGUCUGAUCUCGAAUGCCUUCUUCGAGGAUUGGAGCGUCUGGGCCGCCGGCGCCCCCGAUCUUAUUAUUUGGAACCCGUACCUCAACCGGUGUAAAUUUGUCGAAGUUAAAGGCCCGGGAGACAAGCUAUCGGAACAACAAAAAAAUUGGUUUAGUUUGUUGUUGAAGGCUGAGGGCGUCGAAGUCGAGAUUUGCUCCGUCAAGGAAGACUAG
This is a messenger RNA of Puccinia triticina, 3261 nucleotides long. RefSeq lists its product as uncharacterized. Gene Ontology annotation, molecular function: flap-structured DNA binding; 5'-3' exonuclease activity; 5'-flap endonuclease activity. Gene Ontology annotation, biological process: interstrand cross-link repair. The coding region runs from base 1 to 3261 and encodes 1086 amino acids. The record is from RefSeq and is a predicted model, not a curated record. Gene Ontology annotation, cellular component: nucleus. NCBI's taxonomy places the organism in Eukaryota, Fungi, Basidiomycota, Pucciniomycetes, Pucciniales, Pucciniaceae. The transcript is spliced from 7 exons.